UCAAUGUAAAUUGUGAAGGUAAUUGCAAAAAAUGAAAUUUAUACAAAUAAUUCGAUUAAUCGAUUAUGAAAAAGCUGAUAAUCGCAGCCCUAAUAUGUAGUAAUUUUUGGCACUCCUCGUACGCCGUAGUUUUGAGAGACGUCUCGCGUUGUUUUCACCCACUGUUACAAUUAGCUUAGCCUAGUUUACGUUAACGCUGUUUAUAAACACGUUCACAAUUUGACAAGUUUGUCGACCCGACACAUUUAAGGGUACAUAAAGCGUUCAGCUCAAGAUUAGAGAUGGACUGUACCAAAUUACAGUUUGGUAGUUCACUUCCACAUGCAGCCCCAUUUGCAGAAAUACAAUGACAGUGUAUAAUAAGUAGAAAACAAGUCAUUGUAGCAGCGAAAAAGAUGGCCAGCGAGCUCCACGAGACUAUCUUCAUGGCCAAACAGGAGCGCCACAAGAAUCUCUUCCUCAACUACAGGAAUCUCUAUCAUUUCCCUGUAGAGCUGCUUAAAGAUGAAGGUCUGCAGUUCCUGGAGAGGCUCUACAUGAAGAGAAACUCACUCACCAUGCUGCCUGACAAUCUUGCACAGAAGCUACCGAAUCUGAUAGAACUGUAUUUGCACUCCAACAACAUUGUGAUUAUUCCUGAAGCUAUCGGAAACCUAGCCCGUCUGCAGUCAUUGGAUUUGAGCAGCAACGCCCUGCAACUGCUCUGCCCGGAAGUGGGACGACUGCGCUCUCUCAGACACCUCAGAUUGUCCAACAAUCAGCUCAAAAGCCUGCCGCCAGAAAUUGGCAACCUUCAGUUCCUGGAGACUCUGGAUGUCUCUAUGAACCAGCUGGUGUCGCUUCCGGACCGGCUGCACCGCUGCUCAUCCCUGCAACACCUGAGUGCCGACCACAACCUGUUGAGCCGUGUGCCACGCCAUCUCUGCCAACUGGCCCGCCUCACACAGCUCUCAAUGGCAGCUAAUCGACUCACCUUCCUGCCACUAGAUCUCGGACGAUCGCGCGAGCUGCAAUUUGUGUUCGUGGACAGUAAUUUGGACCUUAAGGGCCUACCAUCAUACCUGUACAAUAAGGUCAUCGGAUGCAGCGGGUGCGGCGUGUCCACACAGUCUUGCGAGCCGGGCCAGGAAAGCCAGGAUAAGGUGUUAAGCGAGGCUCUGUCGGGGCUGCUGGCCGAAGUCAAAGUGGUGGCCUCGGAGGCGGACAACGUGGUCCCGCUGGAGGAGCUCGCCAUGAGGACGCUGCACCGCCUCUAUGACCGACAACAACGCAACUGCACAGAUGUGAACUUGCCACCUGCAAUCCCCCUGCCAAAGAGUCUCCUGGAGCUUCUGCAGUUCCCACUAGGGCACUGUCACCGCUGCACUCAAGCCAUGUUCACCAUCAUCUACCCCAAACUCUUCCCGAUGAGACACACCGCCUUGGCAGGAGUGCACCGCAGGACCACAGUCAGUUUUGUGGCAUACUGCUGCUCCAGCCAUUGCCUUCGGACGUUUAAUCUACAGAGCUAACGUUGACACUGACAACUAAAAUGAUGGACGACCUGAUUCCAGAAGUACUUUUUUAAAACUCUAACACAUCAAGUAGACAAGCACUUUAAACUGUUUUUUUCUCCUUAUAUCAAUCCAUUUUACAGCAGGCACGUCAUCUUGUAUUUGUUGACACAACUUUUGAUGUAAGAUUUGAAUUUGUCCCAUUUGCCAGUAAACACUGACUGAACUUUUACUACAUUUCUUUUUAAUGCUCCAAGUCUUAAAGGGAUCCUCUAUUUUGAAGACAAGUCAUUCUUAAAAGAUGAAUGUUAGCAUGAGUUAUAAUAAUUUGAUAUUAAAACCCCUCUUAAUGUUUUUGUUUUAAUAAAGUUUGUAAAAUUAUUUUAAGUGAUAGGUCGCCAUUCUUGUUACGUCGCAGUGACCUUCCUAUUUGAACCAGAUCUGAAAAGUGAAGAGCAGGACAACACUGUCGGUCGUUCACAAGACGAGCUUCAGGGAAAAAUGCUUGCAGCAAAUACCUGAUAAGACAAAAGUUGGGCAAAACUGGUGAUGCGAGAGAGUGCUGUAAGGAACUCCGGUUGGGAGCAAGAGUGUAUCCUGUUAGGAACUCCGGUUUUAUUAGCAGAUAUUCAAGGUAAGCAUAUUGCGUUUUCAAACUUAUUCCAAUAUAAUUAUGUAGAUUGUUAGCAUCCAGAGCUGUCGUGUGCUUUACAUACAGUACAGGCCAAAGAGCACACCUUGUGUAAUCCAUGUCUUGUACAUUGUAACGCGUGGUAGCUAGGAUACGUGUAUAAAAGCACCAAAAAGGGGAGAAGCUUCCACCUAUGCAAAUUUUAUUCACAAAAAAUAAUAUUUCCACCUUGACGAGUCUUCACUCGGGAGCUCAGCAGUACGCAAACACGCGUUCCCUGACGAACUCCAACGGUGUAAGGUCCACGUCAGUCACUGUCGUCAAUGUAGCGUGCCAUAGUGCUUUAUUUAGUAUGAUAUGGGGAAAACUCCCACGAAGAAUAGUCAACAAAAAAGAUAGCAAUAGUAAUCCAAAUCUGCGUUUUUUUACUCACUCGAACAUCCAGGAAUUAGACCGAUCUCAUGGCAAUGUCGCAGCCGCGAUCAGGCCGUCGGUUCCACAAAAUAGUCUGAUCCGAAAAGCCGCUGUGGGACCGACGAAUCAAAAAAAUGGACAGAUCCGAAACCAAUAUUGCAGACGCGGUGGGACCGUCGGAUCCAGAAAAUAGACGGAUCCCUUACUUGACUGAGGAUCUAGGAAAAAUGUUCGGGCGCCAGUUGUAACGUGUGGCGGGUAGGAUACGUGCAUACAGGGACCAAAAAGGGGGAGAAGCUUCCACUUAUGCACAUUUAUUCACUAAAAAUAAUAAUUCCACCUUGACCACUCACUUCACUCCCCUUGUUUCCAUUUGACUGGAAAUUGCAUCCAAAAGCAGCACAACGUGGCAUUUUACUUCGCGAGUUUAGGCAGCAAUAAGCAAUUGUUGAACACGCUACACAUUUGGAAAGAUCCCAAUGACGUCAUGACUGCGAGCCCGCAAACCAUGGCGCCAACUAACGGUCAAAAUAUGGACUAAAUAUUAUAAAAUAUUGCCAUUGAUUUAACAUUUUAUGUGUUUCUAACAACAUAUUUAGUACAAGAGAACAAUUGUGGUUUAUUCGAGCCUACAUGUAUUUAAGUUAGAGGAUCACUUUAAAGGUGCUGAUUUUGUAAAUGACUGCACUAAUGUAAUUUUGCAUGUAGAAAAUGAAUUUGGCACUCAAAUCUUGUUGUUUUUUACCUUGUCGCUGCUCUGUCAAAAUGGAUUGGACGCCAACCGAACCGCCGUAACCUCACUAGCGCAAUUCCAACGACCCGGGCUGGUGAAAUUCCGACAACCCGGCCAGAAGGCCAAACUCCGCGUGUUCACCUUAGUCUUGACCCCUUUUACUGACUCCAUUUUAAAAGCUGGAAAUUCCAAGUCGGCAGCAAUCAUACAGCAUAGAGAGACCCAGGCAAGGAGGCAAACUGGAUCUAGGGUCACCAUAUCGAAAGUCAACAAAAGAUUCCUGAGAAAAAUGACACCGAUUCAGUCUUUUAAAGGCUCUGGUGAGGCGGGCUGUGGUACGGAAGAAAGGUGUGUUUGGGUGAUGUUUAGCAUUAUUGUCAGUAGUGCUGCAACGAUUAAUCGAUUGACUCGAGUAUUCGAUUAGAAAAAAAAGAUUCAAAUUUCAUUUUGCUGCUUCAAGUAUUCGUUUAAUUAAAGUGGCAUUGUAAUGGUUUGUUUUGAAAGUGUUUGCAUUUAGAUUUAUUGAUUUGGGUGGAUAUACAGCCCUCUAGUCUGCCUCAUUUCACAUGGCUGAAUCCAGCUGCACCCUGUUAAGACCAACAUAAGCUAUUUUUUUUCUUUGCGCUAAUGUGUCUUUUAAUGCAUUCGUAAUUUAGUUUAAAGGUAUAUUUAGCCAAAUAUUGUGGUAAUAUGUGUCUGAACCAUCUGUUAAGAGCAUUUAAAAAAAAAAAAGUAUUAUAUAGCAUUUAAGCUAGCGGACUUUCGCUAUGUAAGUUAGCCAAUUGUUCUUUUGUUGUACAUAGAUCCUUAUUUAUUUUUUAUACCGUCUGAGGUUCAGUUAAGGUAUUUUAAUUUUUUAUGUUCCUUAUCCGAUUACUCGAUUUUUCGAACUAACUAGUUUAUCGAUUAAUGGACUACUAAAAUAAUCGAUAGCUGCAGCCCUUGUUGUCAGUUGUCAACUGGACAGGAGAAUUCGGGUGUUACUGUUGUCAAGGCAACUACAGUUAAGGAUUUUUCAAUCCUCAGCGCCACUUGAGUGCUGAGUGUUCACUUCUAGGUCGCGGGUAUCAGAUGUUCCUUGUGGCAAGACAAGAUGUCCCGCCAUUUGUUCUGGACUCUCCAGAAGAGGUGAUUGCGGGAUUUGGUGGCGCAGACGUGGGCUUGUAAAUGUCUUGCCUACCACCUGCUUGUCAGCGUCAAUCUUGUUCAGUCAGCUUCAUGACGCGCGCGUAGGGCUUCCGUGGUCAGAAGGCGUCCUGUAUCUGUUCUGCCCUUAUCUUCCAGUUGUUUUGGCGCUGCCAAGUCUAAUCAUUUCAAGUCCAACUGUUCAUAAUCUCAAAUAUAUUCUGCUUGUUUUUAUUAAACUAUAAUAUAAAUGGUAUUUAGUUUAUAUUGGGUGUGUUAGAGUAAUACAAACAGACAAACAGUCAAUCUGAGAAAAUAUACUAUUGCCUGAUUGAUUAUAUUAAGCUUGAUAGAGUAAUACAAACAGUAAAUACAAGAAAAUAUACUAUUCCCCUUACCCGAAGUCGACAGGAAGUGACCCCGAAAUGCCCCCAUAUCAACAGGAAGUGAUCACAAAAUGUCC
Molecule: messenger RNA, 4859 nt
Organism: Corythoichthys intestinalis (scribbled pipefish)
Lineage: Eukaryota; Metazoa; Chordata; Actinopteri; Syngnathiformes; Syngnathidae
Gene: lrrc28
Product: leucine rich repeat containing 28
Exons: 11
Coding region: 396-1511 (371 amino acids)
Molecular function (GO): protein binding
Source: RefSeq, a predicted model, not a curated record